AUGGCAGCGACACUCGAUUCCACAUUGUCCUACCUGCUGGACGAGGCCAGUCGUCGUCACUCAGAGGCCGGCAGCGAUGACGAUGAGCAUGAAAACGCUUCCUCAUUCUUCCAACAUUAUAAAUCUCACUUGGACCAUCUCGACGUCUCAUCCAAGAAUAGGCUUUUGCACCAACUGCUCUGCGUCCGCCCACCAAGUCCACGUCUCCCCGACGAGGUUCUCCCACACAUCGAUUCACUUUUUAACGGCAAGAAAUCCAGCCGUAUUCUAAUUCAAUCACAGUCUCUGCCCCCCAUCAAGGUCGUCAAGCGGACCUCUCGGCCUGACGUUAAAGUCACACUCUGGAGAGGAGACAUUACCACUCUGGCCGGGGUUACAGCGAUUACAAAUGCAGCCAACGGCCAGAUGCUCGGGUGUUUCCAGCCGUCGCACCGGUGUAUUGACAAUGUGAUUCACUCAUUCGCGGGUCCUCGCCUACGGGAUGAGUGCUUCGAUACAAUGAACAGCGCCAGAGGUGGAAGAAACGUACCACCGGGCGAGGCCAUUGUAACGAAGGGAUACGCACUCCCGAGUCCCUUUGUGAUUCAUACUGUUGGGCCUCAACUCAAUCGAGGGGAAAGCCCAAGCGAAAAGGAGAUAUCACAGCUCCAAUCUUGUUAUAGGUCCGUUCUCAAUGAAAUCGAGCGCUUGCCUGGCGACGACGAUGGCCGGAAGGCGGUUGCAUUGUGUUGCAUUUCAACGGGUCUGUUCGCUUUCCCUGCAGAGCAAGCGGCCGAGAUCGCUGUGAAUGAAGUCAAUGCAUGGCUUGAAGAGCACCAGGAGACGUCAAUAACUGACGUGAUAUUCAACGUCUUUACUGAAUCUGACCACGAGAUUUACAAGAGCAUCUUUGCCAAGCUCGGCAAUGUCGAGUCACAGACCCUGGGCAUGCCAUUGCCCUCUAUACAAUCAGAGUCGCUUUCCAUCGCUCGCCAGUGGCUGAAUUCGGCGGAUGCUGUGCUUGUAACAGCAGGGGCAGGAAUCUCCGCAGCAGACGGGCUCGACUACACAUCAACAACUCUCUUUGCCAAACAUUUCCCUGGGUUUCUCAAGUACGGUCUGCGCAGACUCUACGACGUCUUUGGGUUCACCGAGUGGCCAUCCGAGAAGGACCGCUGGGGCUACUACUUCACCCACCUCAACAUGGUACGGAACUGGCCGGCAUCCCCCAUGUACGAUUCCCUGAUCACCUGGCUCGCCCGGUUCGGCGAUGACUCCCAUGUAAGGACAUCCAAUGCGGAUGGGCUAUUCUUGGCAAACGGCCUACCUGAGGAGAGGCUCUCCACGCCCCAAGGGGCCUAUGCCGUGCUUCAGUGUAUGGACAACUGUAGACCCGAGGCCACAGUACCCUCGCUACCCUUGCUGAAAGAUGCAGAGAAGUUUUUAGAUCCGGUCACCCAGAGGCUGAAUAACACAGAGAAGAUCCCCAUAUGCCAGUUCUGCGGCGGCAAGAUGUUCAUCUGCGUGCGGGCCAGCUCCAAGUUCAAUGAGAGGCCCUUUGCGAAAGGAGAGGCCCAGUGGCGAAGUUUCCGUAGGCGAGUCAUGGAAGACGAGAAAAAGUCCGUGGUGAUACUCGAGCUGGGCGCGGGAAUGAACACACCAGGCGUGCUGCGUUGGCCAGACGAGAAGCUGGCAGAGCGGUCCGGGGGGCGGGUGAAACUGGUACGUGUUGGAAUGGGUCUGGAUGCAUCUGUUCCUGGAGAGCUGGAGGCAGUCGGUGCGGGCGUUGCCAUUGAUGGUGACAUAAAGCUCGCCCUAUCUUUCUUGCUGCAGGGUCAGUCGUUGACGAGGGUCUCUUGA
This is a messenger RNA of Clonostachys rhizophaga, 1839 nucleotides long. The record is from the annotation of a GenBank genome assembly. Lineage: Eukaryota; Fungi; Ascomycota; Sordariomycetes; Hypocreales; Bionectriaceae.